UCCCCGCGGUGUCCUCCGGUGCACCGCGAAGCCGGUGCUCUCCGGGGCGGGGUUCGGGCCACGUUCGUGCCCCGGAGGGCGGAUUUCGGGGAAGGGCUUGAUUUUUGGGGAGGCGGGGUCAUCUCAGCCCAGCCCAGCCCCGCCCAGCCCAGCUCGGCCCGGUGCGGACUGGGACGGGGACGGGGACGGCGUCGGGUCCGGGCGCUCGGCGGGAUGGGGGGCCACGGGGACAACUACUACGGCAAACACGGAACGCCACAGAAGUAUGACCCGACUUUCAAAGGUCCCAUCUAUGACAGGGGCUGCACUGACAUCAUCUGCUGCGUCCUGCUCGUGGUGGCCAUCGUGGGCUACGUGGUGGUCGGCGUCGUGGCCUGGACCCACGGGGACCCCCGGAAGGUGAUCCACCCCACGGACAGCCGCGGGCAGUUCUGCGGGCAGCAGGGGACCCCCAACGAGAAAAAACCUUUCCUUUUUUACUUUGACAUCGUCAAGUGCGCGAGCCCGCUGGUGCUGCUGGAAUUCCAGUGCCCGACCACGCAGAUCUGCGUCAGCAAAUGCCCUGACCGGUACAUGACAUACAUGACCGCCUACGGAAACCCCACCUCGCUGCAAUAUUACCGGGAUUUCUGCACCCCCGAGUUCGGGAACUCGCAGAAGGGUCCCAUCGAGGUGUUGAAGGACAAGGAGUGUCCGGCCAUGCUCAUUCCCAGCACCCCACUGGCACGGAGGUGCUUCCCGGCCAUCCAGGCCAAGAAGGGCGUCAUCAUGGUGGGCAACGAGACCACCUACGACGAUGGCCGCGGGCACCGCAGGAACGUCACUGAGCUGCUGGAAGGGGCCAAAAAAGCCAACGUGGUGCUGGAGACCCGGCAGCUGGCCAUGAAGAUCUUCGAGGAUUACACGGUGUCCUGGUACUGGAUCAUCAUAGGCCUCGUCAUCGCUAUGGUAGCCAGCCUGAUCUUCAUCGUGCUGCUGCGCUUCCUGGCCGGGAUCAUGGUCUGGGUGAUGAUUGUGAUGGUGAUCCUGGUGCUGGGAUAUGGAAUCUUCCACUGUUACAUGGAAUACGCCAAGCUGAAAGGGGAAGCGGGGUCGGACGUGUCCCUGACGGACCUGGGCUUCCAGACCGACCUCCGUGUCUACCUCCACCUGCGGCAGACGUGGCUGGCGUUCCUGAUCAUCCUGUGCGUGCUGGAGCUGGUGAUCGUGCUGCUGCUCAUCUUCCUGCGCAAGAGGAUCCUCAUCGCCAUUGCGCUCAUCAAGGAGGCCAGCAGGGCCAUUGGUCACGUCAUGUCGUCGCUGCUGUUCCCCUUGUGCACCUUCUUCCUGCUGUGCCUCUGCAUCGCCUACUGGGCCAGCACUGCAGUCUUCCUGUCUACCUCCAACGAGGCUGUUUACAAGGUGUUCAAUGAGUCCACGUGCCCCUUCUCUGGGCAGACCUGCAAUCCCGAGACCUUCAACACCAGCAACGUCACCAAGCUGUGCCCUGAUGCCCAGUGCCUCUUCGCGUUCUACGGCGGCGAGACCGCCUAUCACAAGUACCUCAUCGUGCUCCAGUUCUUCAACGUCUUCAUGUUCUUCUGGCUCGCCAACUUCGUCAUCGCGCUGGGCCAGGUGACGCUGGCGGGCGCCUUCGCCUCCUACUACUGGGCCUUCAAGAAGCCCGACGACAUGCCGGCCUUCCCGCUCUUCUCCGCCUUCGGCCGCGCGCUCCGGUACCACACCGGCUCGCUGGCCUUCGGCUCGCUAGUCCUGGCCAUUGUCCAGGUCAUUAGGGUCACGCUGGAGUACCUGGACCACCGGCUGAAAGCUGCCGAGAACAAGUUUGCCAAGUUCCUCCUGAGCUGCCUCAAGUGCUGCUUCUGGUGCCUGGAAAAGUUCAUCAAGUUCCUCAACAGGAACGCCUACAUCAUGAUCGCCGUCUACGGCACCAACUUCUGCACCUCGGCCCGGAAUGCGUUCUUCCUGCUGAUGAGGAACAUCAUCCGGGUGGCCGUGUUAGAUAAAGUCACGGAUUUCCUCUUCUUCCUUGGGAAGCUCCUCAUUGUGGGAAGCGUGGGAAUCCUCGCCUUCUUCUUCUUCACCCAGCGGAUAAAGCUGGUCCAGGACACAGCGCCGUCGCUGAAUUACUACUGGGUCCCGAUUCUGACAGUGAUCGUGGGCUCCUACCUCAUUGCCCACGGGUUCUUCAGCGUGUACGGCAUGUGCGUGGACACCCUCUUCCUCUGCUUCUUGGAAGACCUGGAGCGCAACGACGGCUCUGCGGAAAAGCCCUACUUCAUGUCCCAGAACCUGAGGAAGCUGCUCAAGAAGACCAACAAAGGCCAGCCCGACGCGUAGCGCCGUGCCCGGAGACCACCCGGCACUGCCUGUCCCUUGUGGAAUUCGCCUCUAUGGACCUUGGACCACCCCUCCUCCCCCCCGGCAGCAUGGGGGGACCGGUAAAACGCAGACUGUUGAUGAUUCGGCCUUAAAUCCUCGCGUUGGUGAUGGUGACGAGCUUGUCACCACUAAUGAGCCGCAGGGCCCAUGCCAGCCCCACUCCUGGGCUGUGGCAGGGCCAAAAUCCCAAUUCCUGGGGGUCAGCGGCUCCAAAGUGAGUUGAACUGGGUUUGAUCCCAGUUUGAUCCCAGUAAAUCCUUCUGCGGCCGGCGUUUCCUCGGCGUCCGGGGGGAUCCGGGCGGAUGUGGGCACAGAGGGGACGCGCGAAUGAGCCGGGAGGUUCAGGCAGCUCCUCCUGGGGUGUUUUCACUGUGGCCCCCCUAAAUACUGAAUUAGGGUUGUUCAUUCCUGCCCGGAGAGCUGGAAUCGCUUCCCAUCCCUUGCUGCCCUUUGGCGACACCCGAGGGCCCUGCUUUGGGCCCUAAUUAAUGAAUUCUUUUAGGAAUAAGCUAAUUAGUGCUUCUGUAGCCACCGCAGGGGUGAAGGUGGAGGGGAACGAGGGGGCCACGAGCAGAAUUCGGGGCUUGAGGCUCUGUCCAGUUCUUGCACCUCUUGAGGACUGGCAGCUUCCGCAGAUCCCUCCCCAAAAUCUGCAUCCAGUCCCCAAAACUUGUCAGUUUAGGGCAAACCCUUCCCCAGCUUCCCAAACGCUUCACCUGCAUAAGGGGUUUUGGGACACCCCCCUCUGGAGCACCCGGAGGGGGCGAGGAUGGGCCUGGGGGGGAGUUUGGGUUCAUUCCGGGUGAUUUUAGCAAAGCCAGUGGCAGCCAACACCUCGCAGCUCCAGGCAGGAGAGGAAAGAGGGCUUUUUUUUUGAGCUGAAAAGGGGGUCAAUUAACUCUAAAAUAUAACUGAGUAACUUAAAACCCAAAUGUAACAGAGUUAACCCCUCCUGAGACCCAGUGGAGCGACAGGAGCAGAGCCACUUCCAGCAGCUGGGCGUUUUUGGGGCUCAUUUGUUAAAAAAGGACUUAAAGAAACGCUCUGAGGCUUUGGGGGACAAUUCCCAGCUCCCAGAGGCUGGGGGAGGUCCCACCUUCCCCCCUCCCAGUGGUCACCUGGCUCUCAGAACUGGUGCUGAGGGAUCCCUUUGGCUGCUUUUUAUCCCUGUUCCCCUGCCACCUUUAGGUUUUGUAUCAUCCAGGGUAUGUUUCUAUGGAAUUAUCCAAUGCUUUGGGGGCUUUUGUAUAUUUUGCUUUCCCAGGAUGUUUUCAGUUGUUGUUAUUUGGAGCUUUUACAGUGAAUUUUUGGGGGCAGGUUUUGGUUUCUCUGACACCGCCGGGCAGAACUUCCCUAGCUGGAAUCAAACCUGUCAUUUCCCUAAUUUUUUUUUUUUUUUUUUAAUUCCCUAAAUUUUCCCUUUCCCCCCUCAUUUUUCAGUAUGGCUGAUCAGUGGACAGAGGAGUGGAAGGGAAAAUUGAAGCCAUAAAAAUGAAGGAAAAGGUGAAACUAGAAAGGUGAAGGGAAAGAGAAAAAUGAAGGGAAAAGUAAAAACAAAGCUAAAAAAGUAAGAGUGAAGCUCAACAGAUAAGGUCAAAUGAAGCUAAAAAGAGGCAAAUCCUCUCUAUUUGGGAUAAGUGGGAAUAAUUCAGGGAAUAAUGACCAGACCCUGUUCCACUUACAGCCAUUCCAGAACCUCCAGCGCGUGUCCUGCAGCUCCUGAUGCUGGUUCUGGAUUAAUUCAGUUUUUCCCCUCCCUGUGCAGGUUUCGGGGUGGUUUUGGUUUAAUUUCUGCUCAGAAUGUUUGUGUUGGGGGCGAAUUCCCUCGCACUCCUCAAUUUUCAGCUGUUUUCCUCCUAAAUCCUGACCCUUUGGGUGUGGGAACGCCAGGGAAAGCAGCAGAGGAGUGGCAGGAACUGGGUUUAUUUGCUCAAAAAGGCAAAAACCAGCAGGAAUUUGGAAGGCUGGAAGGAAAAGUGGUGAAGGAGAAAAGAAAUUUGGGAAAAUGUGUUCUUGGGGAAGCCGGGCUGGCUUGGCUGCCUCUCAGCAACACAGGAUUUGAGGAGAAUUAAGGGGUUUUAUUCCCAAUAAGCCCAAGCGGCUUUUUAGAGGUGAAAACUGACUGUGAUGGGGAGCAGAAAUAUUCCUGUAAAUUAGGCUUUUUUUGGGAAAACUCAGAGUGAGAGACGCUGUCUGGGGGAAUUUGGUGUCCGGAAAAGCUUCACUCCAAGACUGGGUUCCUUCUUCCAGGCAAAGCUCCGUGUUCAAGGCAUUAAAUUAUGGAAUUUAGGAAUAACGGCACUUUUUUCCCUGUCUAGAACUGCGGCUUCUGUCCCGACAAACCGGAUUGUUCUGUGGGCAAAGGAAAAAACCCCAAAUCCUAAAAAAUGCUAAAACCUGCAGGGCUGAUGUUUUACACAAAAAUGCUCGUUUUUCAUGUGUUUCUGAGGCAUUAACGGUGCUGUGAUGCUCCGGAGUCUCUGUGCGCUUCCGUCGGCGUCAGCGUCGUGACCAACAAUAAAAAAGUGCCUGUUUGGA
Molecule: messenger RNA, 4920 nt
Organism: Corvus hawaiiensis (hawaiian crow)
Lineage: Eukaryota; Metazoa; Chordata; Aves; Passeriformes; Corvidae
Gene: SLC44A2
Product: solute carrier family 44 member 2
Exons: 22
Coding region: 214-2340 (708 amino acids)
Biological process (GO): choline transport; transmembrane transport
Cellular component (GO): membrane
Molecular function (GO): choline transmembrane transporter activity
Source: RefSeq, a predicted model, not a curated record